AUGGCCUUCCAGAUUCGAGGGACGCCAAUUGGCGCCCUCACUCUAUUCAUCGCAAUGCUUGCCUCUAUGGGUGGUUUCCUUUUCGGCUGGGACACUGGUCAGAUCUCCGGUCUCCUCGAAAUGGAGGAUUUCCGUGCCCGCUUCGCUACCGUUGACUCUCCCGGCUCUGUUGGAGGAAAGACCUGGAAUCCAUGGAUCGAGGGCGUCGUCGUUUCGCUUCUCAGUGUCGGUACUGCCAUUGGCGUUCUCAUUGGUGCUCCCCUUGCUGAUAAGCUCGGACGACGUCGGGCCAUGGUUGUCGAGUGCAUCGUUUUCGACAUUGGCGUCAUCAUCCAGGUCACUUCCUUCACCGCUUGGUACCAGGUCGCCAUCGGCCGCUUGGUCACCGGAUUGGGAGUUGGAGCCUUGUCAGCUGCAGUUCCGCUCUACCAAUCCGAGACAGUGCCCCGACAGGUUCGUGGUGCGCUCGUUGGUACCUACCAGCUCUUUAUCACCUUGGGUAUUCUCUUAGCUUACUGCACAAACAUUGGCACCCGAGGCUAUGGAAACUCUGGUCAAUGGCGUGUUCCCAUCGCCCUCGGCAUCUUCUUCUCCUCGAUCCUUGCUGUCGGCAUUCUCUUCUGCCCCGAAUCGCCCCGAUGGCUUGCUGCUCGUGGCCGCAACGAAGAGGCUUACAGAUCGUGCGCUGCCGUUCGUGGUGCCGAGUAUGGCGAUGGCAACCCUUGGGUUGAGGCCGAGUACCGUGAGAUCAUCGCCGUUGUCAAGGCUGACGAGAGCCUGCAGGAAGCUGGCUGGAUCGACUGCUUCAACCCCCGCAACAAGACUCUCUACCGUACCCUCCUCGGUAUGACUCUCCAGGCUGGUCAGCAAUUCACCGGCGCCAACUAUUUUUUCUAUUUCGGUACUGCCAUCUUCAGGUCCGUUGGUCUCAGCGACUCGUUCGUAACUCAGAUCAUUCUCGGUGCUGUCAACUUUGGAUGCACUUUCCUCGGUCUCUACAUUCUCGAACGAUUCGGACGUAGGUGGCCUCUCAUUAUCGGUGCUGCUUGGCAAUCGUUCUGGCUUUUCGUCUUCGCCAUUGCCGGUGUUGUCGGUGGUCCUCGCCCCGAAGAGAUCUCAGAGGGUGUCGGCAAGCUCCUCAUUGUCUCAGCCUGUCUCUUCAUUCUCGGAUACGCUUCCACCUGGGCUCCCGGUAUCUGGAUUUGGAUCGGUGAGAGUUUCAGCUACCGCACUCGUGCCAAGCAGGCUUCGCUUUCCACCCUUGCCAACUGGAUCUCCAACUUCCUCAUCUCGUACUUCUCUUCGCCCAUCGCCAACACCAUCUACUUCUCCUACGGUUUCGUCUUUGCUGGCUGCAACUUGGCCAACUGCCUUAUUGCUUUCUUCUUCGUCUACGAGUCGUCUGACUUGACACUCGAAGACGUUGACGCCAUGUACAACGACCCCAACUGCAAGGCAUGGCACUCGACCAAGUGGGUCCCUGCUGGUUACACCUCGCGAGACCAGAUCAAGAAGAAGGAUGACACUCAGGCUACCGAGGUCGGCGAAUGGAGCAACUCUCCUUCGGCUCUCCCCGGCGAGCAGGAGAAGAACAAGACCAACCCUCUUCAGGUUGCCUAG
This is a messenger RNA of Ustilago hordei, 1620 nucleotides long. RefSeq names its product putative HXT5 - Hexose transporter. The record is from RefSeq and is a predicted model, not a curated record. Gene Ontology annotation, cellular component: membrane. Gene Ontology annotation, molecular function: carbohydrate:proton symporter activity. The transcript is spliced from 2 exons. The coding region runs from base 1 to 1620 and encodes 539 amino acids. NCBI's taxonomy places the organism in Eukaryota, Fungi, Basidiomycota, Ustilaginomycetes, Ustilaginales, Ustilaginaceae. Gene Ontology annotation, biological process: carbohydrate transport; transmembrane transport.